Daphnia magna is the source of this 1234-nucleotide messenger RNA. RefSeq lists its product as uncharacterized. The record is from RefSeq and is a predicted model, not a curated record. The transcript is spliced from 8 exons. Bases 1 to 1164 code for a protein of 387 amino acids. NCBI's taxonomy places the organism in Eukaryota, Metazoa, Arthropoda, Branchiopoda, Diplostraca, Daphniidae.
AUGUCAGGCCUGUCCGAUAAUGAAGAUUUUGGUGAUGAGAAUGCAUCUCCAAAUACAAAUCAUUUAUCGCAACCCAAUGCUAGCAGCACUGUAAUUCUUUUAAAGAAACUGGUUCUACCUGCAGAAUUCUUCACAUGUGUAGGGGAAGUGCCUGGCAAAAAUGCCAGUCUAUAUCGGUGUCUAUAUCCUGACUGCGUCCCAAAAAAGAAAAGGGAUGGUUCUGAAAAACCACUUGUGGUGCCUCAUUCUUCUCGAUACAAUGCCAAAAGUCUCAACAACACACCUAUUUCAGUAAACAGACGUGCCAUAAUUACACAAGAAGAUCUUGAUAGUUGGGUGUUGAAUUUCCUCGUUGUUGACGCCUUACCAAUUUCUACCGUCGAGAAACCUGGUUUCAAACAACUAGUUAAUUGUCUGGCCCCGAAUCUAAAAAUGAUUGAAUAUCUCCACAAGGAAUAUCAAGUAGUUGACAAGCUGCGAGGAGCAACAACCGACAACGGUUCCAAUUUUUUAAAGUUGUUUCGGAAGAGUGGGAAUGCAUCUAAUGUGCCCAAUUAUGAUGAUGAUGACUUUGAACAAUCUGACGAAGAAGACGCGUUAUACUUCGAAAUUGGUGAAAUUAUUGACGGUAGAAUCACACAAGACUAUUUCGCUAACAAUGUGAAUCCCACUCUACCUAUGCACCGAAAAUGCGCCUGUCAUCUGUUGAGUUUGAUAGCGAAGGCUGACAUAUCAAAGAUUCAAGAUCACACAUUUCAAGAAUUGAAAAAUUCGCUACAAGACAAUGCGUCGAUUAUUAAAUGUCAAUCACUAAUCACUGGACUGCUUGACGCUAUCUAUGAGAAAUUUGAACACAUGUUCUCAGAUAAUGAGUUACGUUUGGCUACGAUUACCAACCCAUUUUUUAAGCUAUCAUGGUUGGAUAAUGAAGACGAUGUUCGUCGCGCAAAAACAUUUUCGGAUGAUUCAAAUGACGGGACCUCCUCCUCAGUAUCAGAUCCCAGUACGGAGAAGAAACAGAGACGCGCGAAGGAUUUUUUUGCCUCAAUUACUAAAAGAAAUGAAAAGUCAAAGGUAAUUGAUGAAGUAGAGACAUUCCUUAAGAUGUGUGGAAAUCUAGAUGACCUACCAAAUUAUCCAACCAUCAUGAAGAUGUAUAAGUAAGUGCCGUGCCGACCUUCUAUGUGUAUUGUCAUUAUACGUAAUUCAUCACUUAUGUAAUUUUUUUAGACGA